AUGACUCUGGGAAAAGAUCAAUCAAACCCUCCAAUUAUCAAUUCUGAAACAAAUACUGUUUUAUAUCCAUCAAGUCCGUACUAUGUACACCCAUCCGACAACCCUACAUCAGCUAUUUAUACUCCUCUCCUCAAUAGUGAAAACUACUGCACUUGGGGAAGAGGAAUGAUGAAAGCCCUCAGUGCGAAAGGAAAAACAGGCUACAUAGAUGGUACUGUCAAAAAACCUACCAAUCCAUCUGACUUACCUCACUGGACUCGCUGCGAUGAUUUGGUGGGAAGUUGGAUUUCUAAUUCUGUUGAUCCUGAGAUUCAUUCAAGCACAAUGAAUUUUCCAUCAGCGCAGGAGCAAUGGAUGGAGAUCAAGUCUAGGUUUUUCCAUCACAAUGCAUCCAAGCUGAAAAAAUUAUAUGCAAAAUCAUCAUUAGGAAAGAUCCAUGGAAUUCCUGCAGGGUUACAUGAACGUUUUUCACCAAUGCGCAGUCAGAUUAUGCUGAUGGAGCCUAUGCCCUCACCAGCGAAGAUAUAUAAUCAUUUCAGACAGGAGGAGGAACAUCAAGGUAUACACUCUUCUUCUGUUCCAUCUAUUGAAUCAGCUACUCUGAAAGUAUUCUCCGGUAAGAGGAUUAAUAAUGCAAAAAAUAUUAUUUACAUUGAAACAAUGGGAGCGCAUAAAUAA
This is a messenger RNA of Papaver somniferum (opium poppy), 678 nucleotides long. RefSeq lists its product as uncharacterized. The transcript is spliced from 2 exons. NCBI's taxonomy places the organism in Eukaryota, Viridiplantae, Streptophyta, Magnoliopsida, Ranunculales, Papaveraceae. Bases 1 to 678 code for a protein of 225 amino acids. The record is from RefSeq and is a predicted model, not a curated record.